Rhineura floridana is the source of this 897-nucleotide messenger RNA. RefSeq names its product leucine-rich repeat-containing protein 52-like. Bases 1 to 897 code for a protein of 298 amino acids. The record is from RefSeq and is a predicted model, not a curated record. The transcript has 2 exons. Lineage: Eukaryota; Metazoa; Chordata; Lepidosauria; Squamata; Rhineuridae. Gene Ontology annotation, molecular function: potassium channel activator activity; voltage-gated potassium channel activity; transmembrane transporter binding. Gene Ontology annotation, cellular component: voltage-gated potassium channel complex.
AUGGGCCAUCUCGUUCUGCCCUCUUUCCAUAGUUCGACAUCCUUGUGGAUAGCUUUUUUAAUAGGAAUAAAAUGGACACAAAGGGGCCUUAGUUGUCCACAAGAAUGCACCUGUGAAAAGUGGCAAGUGAACUGCAGUGGGAAGAUGUUAGACCAAGUUCCAACUGGAAUUCCACUGAUUACCAAGGAAUUGAUUCUGGCCAACAACAACCUCAGCAGCUUACCACUAUUACAAAUGAGCUAUCUAAAUGAGCUGGUCUAUCUGGAUUGUAGCCACAACCUGGUAGAAAUGGGCUUAGAUUUUACCUUUCCUGGUAUAGUCAAGUUGACGUACUUGGACCUCAGUUUCAAUAGACUCUCCUACAUAACUUCCCACACUUUCUCACAAUUGAAUAAGCUGUUGCUGCUGAAUCUCUCAAGCAACCCAAUGAUGUUGGAUAUUAAAGAGAAAGCCUUUGAAAGCAACUCCCUGCUGAGAUACUUGGAUAUGAGUGACUGUGGUUUGACUUACAUCAGUGCUGAAUUAUUCAGACAUCUGCACAACCUUCAUAUUUUGGGUAUAAAGGGUAACCCCUGGAAUUGUGACUGCAACUUCUUGGAAUUUUGCAAUUGGAUGAAGAAGGCUGAUACUCUAUAUCCAAACUCUGAGGAAAUCACUUGCAGCAAACCAGAACUUCUAAAGGGUCUAACAGUCCUUGAGGCAGAAUCAAAGCUCCAUUACCUAUGCCUUGUGCAUUUAGAAACAGAAGAUUUCAUAUUCACGGCUCUGAUUGCAUUCUGCAUCUUUUUUGGAGGAACUCUGGUGGCCUGGCUGGCUGGCAUAAGCACAGUGAUAUAUUAUCACCCUGUAAUGAAGGUGGAUGAUGAAUCAGAGGACGAGGAGUACAGAAUGAUUUAG